Molecule: messenger RNA, 10167 nt
Organism: Pieris napi
Lineage: Eukaryota; Metazoa; Arthropoda; Insecta; Lepidoptera; Pieridae
Gene: bark
Product: protein bark beetle
Exons: 17
Coding region: 297-9353 (3018 amino acids)
Cellular component (GO): membrane
Source: RefSeq, a predicted model, not a curated record
CCGCCAUACAGCGUACCCGAGUUCACGUACAAAACCGGCCAAACCGCUUUGUUUAACGGUCGCCACUCACGGAGGCGCGUAAUUUCGCUUGUUUUACUUUCGUAUUGACCCCGCCUUUGUUUUGUAGUAAUGAUUAUAGUAGUGCAAAAGAUCAUUAAAUUUGCUUUAUAAAGUAAAAACUUUGGGUUGUAAAACGGUGUAUUAGAAUGUGUUCCUAUAAGAAUAUGAACACCUGUACAGUGUUCAGCUAGUUGUACUGGAUACACGCAAAGUGAAAUGAAUGUUAUUUAGUUAAAAUGGAGUGUUCCAAAGACAUGGGGGUUCAAAAGAGACACAGCCAGUUCAGUGAUACGAAAUAUAAGUGGAGGACGGUGUUAUUAUUGUUGUUUGUGUGCUCUUGUGCUGGACAAGAAAGGGAGAGGGAAGAAAUAGAUCCUUAUUUAUUAAAUAAGACUUUAGGCCUUACGGAGCUACCGGGUGGUAUUUUAACCGGUGGAAGUACUAAUUGGAAGGUGGAAGGCAGUCCAUACAUGUUGCGCGAUGACCUGCUGAUCGAAAGAGGAGCAGAAUUAGUGAUUGACCCUGGUGUAGAAGUAAAAUUUCCGCCGAUGAUUGGAAUUACUGUCCGAGGGAAACUCCGAGCAUUGGGCGAAACAGAAAGUAAAAUAACAUUUACCAGCACAGAGGAACGUCAAUCUCCUAAGGCAUUUCCAGACAUACGUCUAGUUGAUGGACCUUCGAUUUUGUCUGGAAGAGUACAAUUACUGCAUAGAGGACAAUGGAGAUCUGUGUGUACAAAUUCAAGAAAUUGGACCGUUAACGACAUGGAAACGGCUUGCAGGCAAUUAGGCUUCAUGGGUGGAACAUUUUACAAUUGGAUGGAUCGUCAGCCCGGUCGGCGUGCACGACUUUUGUUUGAAGAGCCCAAGUGUAAGGGCACAGAAUACGACCUCUUUCAAUGCGAUUGGCAGUCACGACAACUCGGCUCCGGAGUCUGUGAUUAUCAUCCCGAUCUAGCUAUUCAAUGUCUACCUCAUCAUGAUGACAACGAACUUAGAAACUACGGUACACAUUGGCGUGGAUUACGCUUCGAAAAUGCAGUGUACGAGAGAAUAUUGACAGCGGAAAAUACUCUCUAUGUCCCCACUUCAAUGUCAAGAUUAUCUCACAUAGUUGUAAAGAAUGCAGGAUUGGGUAGAGAUAACAACGCGACGAGCGCGAUUGACGUUAUUGGCGUGCCUCCAGUAAUGGAAGAUAUUGAAAUAUCCAAUUCAGCUUUCAAUGCCAUCAACGUGACAUCACCUAACGCACCGAUAGUCAUAAACAACUGUACGAUACAAAACAAUAGAGGCUACGGCGUUUAUGUUAAUUCAACCUACGGCAUGACCAAGAUAGAAAAUUGCCUGAUUCACGACAACGGUGGCGACGGAAUCAAAUACGUGGUGCACGAAAUGAAUAUUGACGAGCGAUUUGAUCGUGCAGGAGUCUUUGAUCUUUGUACUCUCGCAUCUACACCUAGUCAAACGUUUCCCAUAACGAUGUCUAUAGAACAGUCCAGAUAUUCAAACAUGGAACGAGAUUGUCAUCAGAAAUUUUAUACGAGAUCCGAUCACGUUCUAACACUGAGCUUUAUAAAGCUUUUAACAAAUAAAAAUGACACUGGGCAUAUCUAUGUCUAUGACGGUUUAACUGCUGAAGAUAAGUUAUUAAUGGCAUUCAGUAUUCGAAAUUAUACACGACCCCAAAGUGUAACAUCCAGCAGAAGCAGAAUGUAUGUGAGAUUUCACGCUAAUACUAGGACAGAUAUUGUUGGGUUUCUUCGAUUGACGUCAGGGAUAAGCAAAACUUAUGAUUUGAAUGUGACCGAUUCUAUUAUUUCGGAUAAUAAUGGUCGAGGUGUCGUAAUUGAAAAUUUACGAUCCCAAAUUCAUAUUCAUAGAACUUCGAUUUCAAAUAAUAACCACGUUGCCGGACUGCAAGUUGUUAAUGGGGCAGGCGAUGUCAACAUUACGGAAAGUAGAAUAUCCUUCAAUCAAGGUGAUGGAAUUAACGUCACAGUUACUGGAGGAAACCGCAAUAUAUCUAGGAGUAUUAUAAGCUCCAACCAGAGAUACGGCAUAGCAGUAUGGAUAAACAAUACACAGGAAACUGAAUAUAUUCCAACAAAUCAAACAACUGUAGUUGAAUAUUCAGAAAUAUUUAAAAAUUUAGAUAUCGGCAUAUUGCAUGGAAAUUUUUGUGGUGACAGUUGGAUUAAUGUAACUGGAAACUGGUUCAAUUCAAGUACAGAGAGCACAUUAGAUAUAGCUACAUGUUGGCUUUAUAACGAGCCGCGUAAAUUGCUAAAUCUGCAAAUUGGGCACAAUAGAUUCUACCAAAACCUUCGUGUUCCUAUUAAAAUUCAACCUGCCAUAAAUGUAAUGGGGAAAAUAGAAUACAAUUACUUUGAGCAUGGAGAAUAUGGUGCAAUAAUAAUUCUAAACAGAAUAGAAGGAAAGUAUUUAGAGGAAUUUGAGAAGCUCCCAGCCCAAUUUAAUAUUCAGCACAACUAUUUUUUCGGUAAUCAAGGACCGUUUGUCGUUAAUCUUGGAUUGUCUCCCUACAGUGAUAUUCAAUAUAUAUUAUUUUCAAGAAAUUAUUUAAGAGACAAUAAAAUAAAAGAACCUUUUGAAAUUAACGAUGGAUCACCACAAUUAACACCUAGAAGCCGGGUGGCUGCUACAAUAGUAUUGGCAUCAAGUAAUAUUGAUGUUUUUAGAAAUAUAAUUCAAAAUCCAGAAGCUCAAUACGAAAUAGGUUCUCAUGUGGAAGACCAAAGCAAAAUACUUAAUUGUACAUAUAACUGGUUAGGUUUUGGUGAAGAAGAAAAAGUUUAUAAUCGAUUAUUUCACAGAAAGGACAGAUUUAAUUUAGCAAAAAUUUUGUACAUGCCUUAUUUAUUACACAGCAGUAACCCUGGUGCUACUCAAAUUAAUUAUAACUCGUUGUAUGUUCCACAGUUUAAUGUGCCUGGUACCAACAUUGUUGGUGGAGAAGUUGAGGGUAUAGAAAUAUUACGGCAAGGAGAAUAUGAUGUGAUAAAAGAUAUAAACAUUCGACCAGGUGGCAAACUAAUUCUACAAUCUGGUGUUACAUUGAAAUUCCCACCGGCUAUUGGAAUGAUGGUCGCUGGAAAGCUAGAUGCCAGAGGUAAAAGACCUAAUGAUAUUUCAUUUACUCUUAAAGAAGAGGUUGUAAUGAGUAAUGAUACUGUAUAUGAAAUAGAUCCAGAAGUAGAACCAACAACUCCUGGAUAUAUAGAACCAGUUGUUCCAAUAAGACUACUAGGCGGUAAGACUCAAUUUGAAGGUCGGUUACAAGUACGUGUGGAUGGCAAGUGGGGAACUGUUUGUAAUUACAAAUGGAAUAUUAUAAAUGCUGCCUUGGUGUGCAAUCAACUUGGAUUAGCUCUAAAUCCUGAAGAUUGGUUUCUAGAGCCUAAUGAAAUACCAAAUGCUGGUCUCACUGAAGACGUAGUUUUAUCAAAUGUAGAAUGUACAGAGUUCGAUAAUGAUAUAACAAAAUGUAAAGCAGAGACAAUAGAUAGUUUUGAAAAUUCAUGUACACAUGAAAAUGACGUAGGCAUACGCUGCUAUGAAACAAGUUGGGCCGGAGUUCGUUUUAGUGUAAUUGCGGAACGCGCUGAUCUGCAAUAUGUUACUAUUGAAAAAGCCGGUUUGCUUGAUUAUUCUUCAAAUGUUUUUAAGCCAGCUCUCCAGAUAGAUUUUGCUCGACAUGGUUUAGAAAGCGUGCGGAUUGUCAACAACUAUCAUGAUGGGUUAGGUAUAUUAUAUUCAGAUCUGUAUGGUGCAGAUGCCGUAAACACUAUUAGAAAUUCUGAGUUUAGUAAUAAUAAAGGUAGCGGUAUAAGCUUUAAGCAAUUGGGUCUGAAAGUAUACAGUUCUAUUAUUGAAAAUAAUAAAGUAGCAGGAAUAUUCCAUAAUCCACACUUGACCGGAGCCCAACAAAGAGAAUUAGCGGGUUGGUUUAAUUUCGAUCCUAGUUUUAACAUGGAUGAAUCAAGCUAUCGACCUAUUAUAAUACCUGAGUAUCAAACUGAUAUUUCUCUUGCUAACGGUGAGACCAGGCAUAUUGUUUUCAAUAAACAAUUUGGAGAAAAUAUUGUUAGGACUUAUAACAUCAAAUGCAAUCCUGGCUAUGUUCUUGGAUUGCAACUACUAAAUCCUAUUCACAAUUUUUCAAGUGAAAGUAUUUGCAUAUAUGACUCGCAAAAUAUUAACGAAGGAAGUACUAUAUGGUGUCUGGAUCGGGAUCUUUCAACUUUCCCAACAACAAGUAAUAGUUUCGGAGUAGUAUUAAAAUAUAGUAGUGGUUAUAAUGCAUUGGGUGGAGUCAUCUUAGUGGUGAGUACUAUUGUAGCUCCAGUUCAAAACAUCCGUAACAAGAUAAUAAAAGGACCUGUUCCGACACUUACGAUCACAAAUUCCAAGAUAAGAGGAAACACCAAAGGAAUCAUGGCUUUAUACUAUAACAGAUACUUAAAUGAAAUUGGCGACCAUUUUCUUAGAAAGGCCAAUGAGACUAUCAAAAUUAUAAAUUCUGAUAUCACACGUAAUUUAGAAGAAGCAGUGUACAUUAAUACACCAUUUUGGGAUAUACAUGAAAGCAAUAUAACUGAAAUAACAAUAAUGAUUAAUAAAACCACAAUCACUGAUAAUGGCAAAGGCAUCUAUCACUUUGCACGAGACUUGAGAAGUUCAAAUAAUUUAUAUCAUUAUGUACUUCAAGAUAACACUAUUGAAAGAAAUAAAUAUGGCGGAUUCGAUAUUGCUCUUCCAUAUGUUUGGAAAUAUAAUGAAAAUUUCACACAUUCGGUCUACAUGAACAACAAUACUUGGAGAAAUAAUUACAACUUUGGUUUAGUCAUUGAUGGACAUUUUGCAGAAGUUAAUUUGACCAAAAAUAUUUUUACAGACAACAUUUGUUAUAGUGGCUUGAUUUCUGUCCGUGGUAUGGAAAAGAAAAUGAAGAUCGAUGGUAAUUUAAUUGAAAGAAAUAAUGGGAGAUUCAUGGUCCAGUUUCACAUGGACAGUCAAAGUGAAAUAAUGGGAUUUGUUUAUGCGGUUUUUGUUUAUAAUCAAGUCAGAAACAAUAAAUAUUCUCAAACCAACCGAGGGUUGCUUGUAACGAAUAUUGAACCAACAUAUGUCAUAGGGUUUAAAGGUAUACAAAAAGUUAAAGUCUCUAGAAAUCUAUUCGGAAAUAACGCCGUCGAAUAUUCAUUAGUGGCUGGUAUAAAAACAGCAAAAACUAACAAUCUUUUGGAUGUAACAGAAAAUUGGUGGGGUUCUACAGAUGAAAAAGAAAUACGGAAACAAAUAUUUGAUUUUGAUGACUGGAAUAAUCACGCUAUUGCGACCUACUUACCGUAUUUAUUAGAAGAUAGCUUUGAUUCUAGUGUAUCUGUUACAUUUACACCAGAGAGCAUUGUUGAUGUAAAUGAACUUGGAGGUCGCCUAUCAUCUGAUCUCAUUUUGGAUCCACGAAUUGACCCUUACAUAGUAAAAUCAGAUAUAACAGUUAUGCCUGACGUUACUCUCACUGUAAAUCCUGGAGUAAUACUAGAAUUUGCACCUAGUGUUGGCAUCCUAGUAAUGGGAACUGUAAAUGCAAUUGGCCAUAGUCAUAUGCCAAUCAUAAUGAGGCCAAUCACACGUCACAACACCGAAAAUCGUAUAGAGAAAAGGGAUAUUAGUCAAUAUUCAACGAGAAAUGUAAAACAUAGGCAACAGAGGCAGUUAGAAUCACUAGUUGUUCAAGAUUCGAUACGUCUCUGCACUGGAAGGAAUUGUUCUAAUAAUGUUAAGGAUAUAGACAGAAAAACUGAAGGAUUUUUAGAAUACUACAAUAAAACUACGUUACAGUGGGUUCCGAUGUGCGAUAGUCGAUUUACUGAAAGAAACGCACAAGUUGUUUGUCGAGAGUUAGGUUUUGAUCCAAUAAACGUAUUUUUCGCUCACGAUCGCCGAGUUGAAUACCACAGUAACUCGUUAUCUAGAAUUUGGUCGUGGCCAGAACCCUUACAAUGUGUAGGUAUUGAAGAGCGUUAUGAAGAUUGCCCUAUUCGACUAAACGGACAACUUUACGGACACAGGCAUGAGUGCAAAUGGGACUCUGAUUUUAUCUUCCUACAUUGUGGUAAUCGGAACUUGGAAGAAAACCUUGAUUAUUGGGGAGGAAUAAGAUUCACCAAUCCAGAGUUUGAAUAUUCACUUUACGAACAUAGAAUUCAUGAUCAUCACACACAUGAAACGAUGAAGAAAGUUGAAAGUACACUUCGGAAUAUUCAAAUAAUUGGGGCGGGAAUUUUGCAUAACGAAAAAUCGCCAGCCAUUCAGAGUAUCAUAAAGAAUCCGCAAAUACGAAACGUUAAUAUAACACAAUGUGCGCACCAUGGCAUCAAUAUAGUUUCUCCCACUGACACGAUUGAUAUGCGAUUUAACUCUCUGGUCGACAUUCUUGGAGAAGGGGUUAACGCUAUAUCAAUGACUGGCGAAGGUAGAGAAUCUGAAGAAUCCAGCUUUACACCCCUGAAAGACCUCAAUUUACCUUAUCAUUUGUUUUCAUUUAUCGAUAUAUGCGACAGUUCUAAAGUCAUUACAGUUGAAGAGAGGGUAAUUCUAUAUUACAAGUAUGAUAAUAAUCCUGUGAACUGUGUUAAGAUAUUCAAGAGUAUAUAUCGUGUGAAACCUUUUGGAUUUAGACUACUCCAGUUUAAUCUAUUCAACCAUACGCUCAAUUAUGGAAAACGAGAUUCUAUUACGCUUUAUGAUGGAGACAUUUAUAAUAUCACAGCACCUCAGAUUGGAUACCUAGAGAAUGGGUCUCCUGAUGAAAAGAAACUGUUUAAAAGUGAAGGUGCUAGUUUAAGUGUUAAGCUCUUUGCGAAUGGUGCAUCGUCUGUUCAUGGUUUCAUUGCGGAGAUUGUAACAUUACCAAUAUCAGCAAUAGGGAUCAAUCGAGACGUCCAGCAUAACAUAUCGAGCAGCGUCUUCACAAGAAACCGUGAUGGAGCAAUCACUUAUCAAUCGGUGGGUGAAGUGAAUCCUCUUGUGGCGAUAAUACGGAAUGAAUUCAAUGAUAACUGCCUGAAAUUAUACGGAAACUUCACUACUUGUCAAGCUGCUGUGAGGGUAGAUGUGCAAAACACGCAAACACUCGUUUUUAGAAACAAUUUAGUACGCAAUAAUGUUGGUGGUUUGUUGGCGAGAGCUGAUUCUCGAGGCUCAGCCACAUCGCUACGAGGAUGGAUACACAAUAAUUUAUUCUAUGCGAACCAUGAUCUUCCCUGUCUUCAACUUGAAGGUCGACAAUCAUCACCGUACCAGGAAGUAACAAUCUACAGGAACUACUUCACACGUAACCGAGCCAGAUACAAAGAUGUCAUCGUCUUACGACAAGUUGUGUCUAACUUCACUCACAACUAUGUCCAUGAUAACACAGGAAUGAGGAUUUUGGAAAUAUCGGGCUUUGACAAAGUGCGCCUGCCCAUAUAUCAGACUACAUCGCAUAAUGGAUUCUAUAAAAACUACGCAUUGGACCGCGAAUGCCGUGCCACUGUAGUAGCGGGUACGGCAGGCCAACAUUACGUCGACAAUAUUUUCUUCAACCCUGAUAAUGACUAUGAAAUGGUCACAGUCAAUCGAUCCAUCUUUUCCGAUUAUAACCCGAAUGCGUUGAGCGCUCUAGACCUUUGGCGUACUAGAAUAGACGCGAAACAUAACUAUUGGAGUUACAAUGAGAGUUUUGCCGUUGCUGGUCGAAUUCGAGAUCAGUCUGAUAAUCCCUUACUAUUAGAAGUCGAUUAUAGACCAUACUAUAUGAACAAUUUGACAGUACUCGGAGGGGGAAAAUGCCCCCCGGGGUGGGAUUCUGUGGCCGGAACUUGCUAUAUGUAUGUGGGUGCUCCUAUGACGUAUGAAGAGGCAAGACUGUUCUGUUUGUCCGAUAACGCAUCAAUGCCGUACGUAUCAGGCAACUAUGCAACGUUAUACGACUUCAUUCAACGUCAGAAUCAAUGGUUCCAAUAUGGUGAUCGUGUUUGGGUGAAUCACAUCGACUAUGUGACUCAGUGUACAUCGUUUGCCUUCUCCAAUAUCGAAAUUACGGACUGUAAUCAGAAGAAUGCGUUUAUUUGUGAAAUUGAUCCAAAGAUAAAAAUAGACCCGCUGUCGUGGCAAGGUGAUACUUUAGCUGUAGCCUUUAUCGGAGUGCUGGUAGCUGCAGUGAUUUUAGUCAUACUUGCAUUGAUCUGUUGGUACUCAAAAUCAAAGCACAGACAUCUUCAGCGAUUGGAAAGACGCAACUCUAUAAGGCAGUCCCUUCAUUCAGUCCGUUCUAUUGGAAGUAUUAACGGAGGUUUUCCCGACAACACAUACAGGCGGAAAAUGACACAAAUGAGUACCCGAUCAACAGAUACCCUAACAAAAGCCUCUGAUUAUAAGAAAAUGCUUGCUUCGACAACAUCUAUGGAAUCUAUGGAGAAAAGUCAAUUUAAUUCCUCAUUGGAGGACACUCAGAGUUUCGAUAUUUACGAAGCACAUAAUCCAAAUAAUAUCAUUCAAUUAAAACACAGUUCGUUUAAUAAGAAGCCAGCGUCGCCCGAAUAUAGUGUACCGCAGAAUGUUAAUAGACCAUUUAACCUGGCUUUUAGAAAUGAGGGCCGGCAACACACUCGUAAGCCUAUUGACGUUGAAGAUAUCCAUGGGCGCGGUUACAGAGACAACUCAGGCGCAACGAGUGGUGCGCCAUCUAUGAACACUGUAGCGACUGAAGAGUUACCAAUAAUUCAUCAUCCGGGUGGCUUAACUGAUGAUGUUGUACAAUCCGAUACUUCCCCAUACUUCACGUCAGAUACUCUGCCUUUGAGAGAGAGUAAUGACGACCCUAUAGCAAUGAAACGAGAGUUAGAGAGAGAGGGAAAGAUAUAUGGAUAUGGAGCGCCAUCAUACGAUCCUCAGCAGAAGCUUUCCUUCUUGAUGGAAUUAAGGUCUCGUAUGCCCGAAGAACCAGCUCCUCACUCCACUACAACAUUUAGUCAACGACGUGCUCCAGAGGUACCUAACUACGAGGAAGAUGUUCCUAGCCCUCCACCGAUUUACUCGAACUACGAACAACAAAGCUACGAUUCGACCCCAACUUCGCACGAUUUCGACGAUUACUCAUCCGAGUUACACGAACGAUCACGAUCCGAAGCGAUUCUCGAGACUAACUUCGAUUUUGACAGCCCUGAAAAUUCUGCUAUCACCGAAGCCAGUAGAUCGCAUAGUCAGCCCUUAGAGACUGCUAUGUAAAAAAAAAUUGCUCACUAAGCUCUGGUUGAAUAAAGAUAAUAAUAUAUAUAUUUUAUUCACAGUUGUAAAAAUACAUAUGUAGAUAAAUUUAAGGUCAAAUAAGACUGAUGUCGCCUUCUAUAUGCAUUUAUCUGAUCUAUUUUUUAGUAUUUUUACUUAAAUCUUUCAUAUACAAACCACUUUCAUUAUAUUUUUGCUUGUUAAUAUGGAUUAAGCGCACGAUCUCUUAGGCCCUUAGGGUUUUAUAAGUUGUGAUAAUAUUACCUGCAUUCAUUUAAUAAUAUUUGAAUAAAAUGAUCUAGGUAUAAACUUUUAUACCUUAAUUUAUAGGUAAUCGUGCUUCCUAGUGCCUUGUAUUAAAGAAAAUUAAUAUUUAAAAAUUGUGUGUAAUGUACUAACGGCCAGAAAGCUAGCAUGCUUUUGAAACUAAAUAUGCCUUAAAUAGUAUAAGAAAAGAUAAUUAGUCGUACCAUUCCUUAUGUAAUGCGACCAAAGCACAAUUGCCGUAGGUCACUAAUAGAAGUGGUUGACGCAGAUUUGAGUUAUGGGAAUUCGGUACUUUGUUAUACCGAUGCUGGUUAUAAAGUGAUAAGGCGUUAAUUUGGCUAAUAGUACCUACUAAAUCACCUUUGUAAAUAUAGCUUAUUGCUUUACGUUUGUAAUCGUGUCCGUCCUUAGGUCUUAGUUUUUAUUUUAUACGAAAGUAAUUAUCGUAAUCAUGUAUUUACUAUACUAUAUGUUUAUUAAAUAUCUUACGUCUUUUUUACCUGUAUAUUAAGAUUAUAUACCUAGUUCUUUGUUCUUUUUGAACAUU